UUGUCGUGUUUCAUCUAAGUUAAGAUAAUCCAACAAUUUUCGAGUGCUAUUAAUUCCAUCGGUCAUCAGAUAUAAUUCAAAGAAAAUCGCAGGAAAAAAAAUUUCAUCAUGGGAAAAGAGAAAGUUCAUAUUAAUAUUGUGGUCAUUGGCCACGUAGACUCCGGUAAAUCAACCACCACCGGACAUUUGAUCUACAAAUGUGGUGGUAUCGACAAACGUACCAUUGAGAAGUUCGAGAAGGAAGCCCAAGAAAUGGGCAAAGGUUCCUUUAAGUAUGCUUGGGUAUUGGACAAAUUGAAGGCUGAACGUGAACGUGGUAUAACUAUUGACAUCGCUCUUUGGAAGUUCGAGACCUCUAAAUAUUACGUCACAAUCAUUGACGCACCUGGUCAUAGAGAUUUUAUUAAAAACAUGAUCACUGGUACUUCGCAAGCUGAUUGCGCAGUAUUGAUAGUAGCUGCUGGUACGGGAGAGUUUGAAGCUGGGAUUUCAAAGAACGGACAAACUCGUGAGCACGCUCUGCUAGCUUUUACUCUUGGUGUUAAACAACUUAUCGUUGGAGUUAACAAAAUGGACUCUACUGAACCACCUUACUCCGAGACCCGUUACGAAGAAAUAAAAAAGGAAGUUUCUUCUUACAUUAAGAAAAUUGGUUACAAUCCGGCUACGGUUGCCUUUGUACCAAUCUCUGGCUGGCACGGAGACAACAUGUUGGAAGUAUCCAGCAAGAUGCCCUGGUUCAAGGGAUGGACUGUUGAACGUAAAGAAGGAAAGGCUGAAGGUAAAUGCCUCAUUGAAGCAUUAGACGCUAUUCUUCCGCCAACCAGGCCAACAGACAAAGCACUCCGACUUCCACUCCAGGAUGUGUAUAAGAUUGGUGGUAUCGGAACGGUACCAGUUGGUCGUGUUGAAACUGGUGUAUUGAAACCAGGUAUGGUAGUAACGUUUGCUCCAGCCGGUCUUACUACUGAAGUAAAGUCUGUAGAAAUGCACCACGAAGCUUUGCCAGAAGCUGUUCCUGGUGACAACGUUGGUUUCAACGUUAAGAACGUAUCGGUCAAGGAAUUGCGUCGUGGUUUCGUCGCUGGCGAUUCAAAGAAUAAUCCACCAAAAGGAGCAGCCGAUUUCACUGCCCAAGUGAUAGUAUUGAAUCAUCCAGGACAAAUCAGCAAUGGUUAUACUCCUGUAUUGGAUUGCCAUACCGCCCAUAUCGCGUGCAAAUUUGCCGAAAUAAAAGAGAAGUGCGACCGUCGUACUGGUAAAACUACUGAGGAGAAUCCAAAAUCUAUUAAGUCGGGAGACGCAGCAAUAGUGAACCUUGUGCCAAGCAAGCCAAUGUGCGUGGAGGCAUUCCAAGAGUUCCCUCCGCUUGGACGUUUUGCAGUACGUGACAUGCGUCAAACAGUGGCAGUCGGUGUAAUCAAGGCUGUCAAUUUCAAAGACACAACAGGUGGAAAAGUCACCAAGGCCGCCGAGAAGGCCCAGAAAAAGAAAUAACUAGUUUCCGUAUGCAUGUAUCGCCGGAUGGGCUCCGGCCUCUUGUAGCUGAGGUAGUUGCUCCUCUUUCUUCAUGCCUUUCGUAUAAGAGGAAGUUUUUAUGCUCGACGUCAACGUUAACAACAAGAACAACAUUAUUAACAUCUAUUACAACAACAGUAAUCAAGGCAUUUCCUAUGAAAUUGCAUUCCGUUAAUAAAAAUAACGAGAGCAGAAUCAACAAAGGGUCGCGACGUUACGGAUUCUCCAAAUCUUCUAACGUCCAGAUUAUUAUUAAAUCUUUUUCACGUUUCUUUGGUAUUCGUAAUUUUCGUUUAUCAAAGCGUUUGCUUCGUCAUUUCUUCCAUCGUAAAGAAUUUCGUAGGAAAGGCUACGAGUAUAAAUUAAUUAUAUGAUAUAUAUAAAUAUAUAUAUAUAUAAUAUACGCUACGAACAUUAUUAAUAUCGAUUAAUAUUAAUAUUAAUAAUAAAAAAACAUUAACAACUAAAGCGCGCACUUCCUUAACUUGUACGAUUUACAUGAAUCUAAGAGGAAGUCCAAACUACGUAAGGCUAUCUCGCGAUAACGAGUUUCUUUGGAAAAAAAAAAACAUCAAGAGAAAAUUCAUAAUUUAGCUCGGCUUAAUUAUAUUUUCUAAUUAUUAUUAUUAUACGGAAAUAAUAAAAUCCUAUAUCUGUGACUUAUUCGAGAAAACAAAGCUAAACCAACAUUUUUCUCAUUACUAUUAUAUUUUUGUCGUUAUUACUGCUAACGAAAGUAAUCAUCAUCGUCAUCCUUUUUAUCCGAAACGCUUCCAUUCUUUUACUACGGGAAGUUUUAUUUAGCGGUGUCUGUUCUUUCCUUUUUUCUUUUUUUUUUUCGUCUUUUCCUCUAAUAAUUUUGAUAAAUAUCGUUUCCUUUUUUUGUUCUUCCAACUUUAAUUACAUAAAUCCGCGUAAGCACAAAGGUAAGCACGAUUCAUAUGAUCAAACCUUUAAUUUUUAAGUAUUACGCGGAAUAUUAUAAUGCAGUGUGUAGUAGGUUUUGGAUAGAUUUCGUUUUAGGUAUACGGGACCUGUUCUUUAAAUAUUCAUCUUUUUCAAUUAUAAGAUUAGGUAACAGUCUGAUUGUGUGCUCAAGAUAUACGUACAUACGUUGCAUAGUCCCGUAUGUUUAUUCGUAUAAGUACAUUUCUGCCUUUAAUAUAAAUGUAUUUAAAUUACAGACAGAAAUAUACAAAUUACAAACGAACUAUGGACUAUAUCGUACCCAUAUACUACACGUAAAAAUAACUUUUUUACAAUGGUAUACACUACUAUUAUUACUACUACUACAACUACAUAUAUAUAUAUAUAUAUAUAUUGCUUUUUAUCAAUGACAAUUUUCUUUUUACUCGAUCCACAUAGAAUUAUUGUUAUGUGGUGAUGGUGAAUCGUGUUAUGUGCAGGAGCAAGCAAUAUCUUUGCAGUAACUCGGCACUUUAAUCUUUGACACUUUGCAAAAUAAAUUGGUUAAGAAAAACAGUUUUUCUGUACAUAUGAAUAACGAUAAUAAUGAGUAGUAAAAGGUGAAUAAAGAAGCUACGGAAUCCAA
Messenger RNA from Polistes dominula (European paper wasp), 3070 nucleotides. RefSeq names its product elongation factor 1-alpha F2. Gene Ontology annotation, biological process: translational elongation. Lineage: Eukaryota; Metazoa; Arthropoda; Insecta; Hymenoptera; Vespidae. Gene Ontology annotation, molecular function: translation elongation factor activity; GTPase activity; GTP binding. The record is from RefSeq and is a predicted model, not a curated record.